Molecule: messenger RNA, 1361 nt
Organism: Alexandromys fortis (reed vole)
Lineage: Eukaryota; Metazoa; Chordata; Mammalia; Rodentia; Cricetidae
Gene: Fahd1
Product: fumarylacetoacetate hydrolase domain containing 1
Exons: 1
Coding region: 217-882 (221 amino acids)
Cellular component (GO): mitochondrion
Molecular function (GO): acetylpyruvate hydrolase activity
Source: RefSeq, a predicted model, not a curated record
CCCUGGGAGCCUUGACCCGGAGACCGGGUCUGGACGAAGGUGUGGGCUGCGGAGGGAGGCUGAGCGCACGCCUCCUCGUCUCUUCCGGGCCGCUGACCCCAGCGUCCAGCUGCUGCGCAAGGAAGGGCGGGCCGCUUCGGCCUGAACGGCGUCCUAAGGCAGCUGUCCCCUCGAGGCCCCCGUAGUCCCGGGAUUCACGUGACACAAGGUUUUACCAUGGCUUCCUCCAAGCCUCUGUCUCGCUUCUGGGAAUGGGGCAAGAAUAUCGUGUGCGUGGGGAGGAACUACGCAGACCACGUCAAGGAGAUGCGCAGCGCGGUGCUAAGCGAGCCUGUGCUUUUCUUGAAGCCGUCUACCGCGUACGCUCCCGAGGGCUCACCGGUGUUAAUGCCCGCCUACUGCCAGAACCUGCACCACGAGGUGGAGUUGGGUGUGCUCUUGGGCAGGCGUGCUCAAGCCGUCCCCGAGGCCGCCGCCAUGGACUACGUGGCCGGCUACGCUCUGUGCCUGGACAUGACUGCCAGAGAUGUGCAGGAAGAGUGCAAGAAGAAGGGACUGCCCUGGACCCUGGCCAAGAGUUUUACGGCCUCCUGUCCUGUCAGCGCCUUCGUGCCCAAGGAGAAGGUCCCUGACCCUCACGCCCUAAGACUGUGGCUCAAGGUCAACGGUGAACUCAGGCAGGAGGGCAAAACUUCGUCUAUGAUCUUCUCCAUCCCCUACAUCAUUAGCUACGUUUCCAAGAUUGUAACCUUGGAAGAAGGAGAUCUGAUCUUGACCGGGACUCCAAAGGGAGUUGGGCCAGUUAAAGAAAAUGAUGAGAUCGAGGCUGGAAUAGAUGGGGUGGUUAGUAUGAAGUUCAAGGUGAAAAAGUCAGAAUACUGAGUUGUUCUUAACGAGUGUCACAGGAGAAAGGAGACAUAAGCAAAUGAAGUAACUAAAUGCCAAUCUUAAUGAAAAUCUAAAAUGGGUCCUUAAAAAUAAAUAACGUGAUUUUAAAACUUGGGGCAGAAAUGAAAAUGGGAAUAACCACACUAAAGAAUAUUUAAUGCUUCCCAAGAGGAGAUGUGUUAAACUAAGCUCGGAAAAGUUGUAAUUUUCUUUUCUGAAACUGAACUGAGUAAGACUUCUGUAAAUUGUCUGUAUCUCCAUUAAUGAUGUUACCCUUCAGGAAAGUGUUUAUACACUCCAGUUGGUUCUUACUAGGGAAAGCUCUUCCUCCCAAAAUCAGAUAAAAGUUUUGUUAAGCGAGCAAUUGCUGAAGUCCUGCCUUGUUUACUUGGAGUGUAUAUAUUGGACUGUGACUUCUGAGUUUGGGAGGUAAUCUUGAAAUUGUUUUCCAAAUAAACACUUUUCUUGUGUGA